ACGUAGCAAGAUAUGCCCCGAUACUUUAAGGGAUGCAGUUCGGGAAGUAAAUAAUGGAUGUUCUGUGCGGAAAGCUGCUGAAAAAUACAAAAUUCCAAACUCAACGAUUUUUAAGUACCAAAAAUUAUAUCUGGGCCAGAAUCUCGACCAAAGUCGCUUGGACAGUUCAACGUGGAAGAAAACCUGGUAAAACUAGGAUACUAACUGAUACGCCAGUGAAAAACUCAAUUCAGAUGGAGGAAUUAAAGCGAGAAAUUAAUAAAAGAAAGAACACUGCUAAUAAAAAAGGAAAUAAGGAAGAACUACAUCAGUCAAGUACAAGUAAAAUUAAACCAAAAAAAGCCAUGAAUCCUACCAAAGUUAAGCCUAAAAAUGUGCAAGAAUCACCUAAUAAGAAAGACGUAGCAAUACCUAAUUGUAGUAAGUCUGACCAGGCAUCAGACACAAAAAAAAAUUGUAUCUUAGAGAACACUAAGUUAUCAUACAAGAUGUGAAAAAUAUAGCAAAAAAGCUUUACUUGUGUGCAGUAUUUGUAAGGCAGAAUACCAUGAAAAGUGCGUAUCAAAAGCUCACAAGGACAAUAUAGAUUCUGGUAAUGAAUCUAGUUUCAUUUGUCAAAAGUGUUACGUGCUGAAUGAUGAUUCCGAUGACUGUGUUGAUCGUGGAAACUCAUCCCACUCUGACGAGUUUGCUGAAGAGUUGUAUCAAGAAUAUUGCAAUGCCAAGAAGCAAAAUGUCUAUUAAAAUAUAACCAACGUGUUAUUUAGUAACUUGAUUAUUAUUUUAUUUUGUUAAUUGAGAGUUUAAAAAGAAAAUAUUUUGUUAAAUCUAUAUUGUUGAUUUUAUGUCCUUAGGUACAGUGCCGUCCAUAG
Molecule: messenger RNA, 872 nt
Organism: Leguminivora glycinivorella
Lineage: Eukaryota; Metazoa; Arthropoda; Insecta; Lepidoptera; Tortricidae
Exons: 2
Coding region: 54-494 (146 amino acids)
Source: RefSeq, a predicted model, not a curated record